AUGUCUUUUUCGUCGUUGUCAGACGAUGACAAUGUAGAUUAUGCCAAUUUUUGCCGCACUGCAAGUUCACACCUAGAACAAUUGGACCGUUAUGAAAGCCAGGAGCUGUUGUCGUAUACUUCAGCGCACUGGCUGCUUUCCAAUGAUGCAUUUAAAUUGCCGUCAUUGCCGUUAACAGGCCUGGCCAACGGAGUCACGCAACCAAAAGAUUCAUUAGAACCAGCCGUGAUCUUGUUUCCAGUCAACAGCAACUGUCCGCCACUUUGUUACAGAGAGGUUCAUAAUAUUGUUCGAGAGUUGACACUAGGAAUCUAUGUGUUCAACCAGACGCCAGCAAUCUCACUGGAAGCCAACUUUGAUCAAGCCACAGUCUGUAACCUGCCACCUGCUUACUUGGAUACACGGGUUGGCCAGCUGCUAACCAAUGUGGACUACAUGAUGAAGAGUCUGUGGCAUGGAGCUUACAUUCCAAGAGAUAAACGACUGAAGUUCACAGAACGUUGGCGUGAGAUCCUAAAUAUCAGUGCAUCUGGUAAACCUGAAACUAGAAAACCACUACUUGGAGAAUUUCAAACCUCAGGCCUUAUUGACAUCACGAAAGAUGCAGACUAUGCUCAUGUAUAUGAUAAACUUCCUGAGGAUAUACCAGAUGAUGAAGAAGUGGCUGAAGAACGACAGUUUUUCAUGAGCUUCGUUGAUGACAUGGCGAUGCAGCUAACAUUUUCCCAGGAAACUGUUGAAAAUUAUAAAAAUAUGUAUAUUGUCAAUGCAAACUACUAUGUGUCAAGUAUUGUGCGUCUGCUCGACUCUUCUAUUGACAAUGUGGGGUUUGAACGACUGAAAACAAGAUUGCAGAUGCAUGAAGAUGUAAUUCAGGAACACCUUGCAGCCAAGCAAGAAACAUGUAGGCAGCUGGAACUUCUGAAGCUGAUCAGUUACCUCGUGCCUUUCUUGAUGGGAAUGCGGAAGAGGAUGAAAAUUCCUGAUGUCCACAAACUGCUGCCACAUUACGGCAGUGACAGGUGUCGGACAGAAAGGGAAUUUCCACCUCUUAUUUUGGGUCCUGAUUUCAAGUGCAAAAAUUUUACAUUUCCUGUUGACCACUACUUUCAUCUGCAUGGAGGAAUCUCAUUUGAUAUAGAAACAGAUUCAGUUAUUGAAGCAGCAGAAGAGUUUGGCAGACGGCACGCAGAAGUUGUAAAGAUGGCCGUGCGUGAACUUUCACACCAGAUGUACAUAGAAAACAUUGACAAGGAACAUUAUAACAUACCAGUUUGCACUAUCGAUAAUAAGUUGUACUAUGCCAUUGUAAUAGAUUUUGAGACCUACUAUGGCAUGACACCGUUUAGGCCACUCUGGGUUCGAGCCUAUUCUGAUGAAAUGGACAGGUUGAGGCCAGGCAGACUACCAAUCACAGAAAUACAGAUGUUGGAACAUUUUAAAAAGAAUUUCGGCUUGAAAAAAGCACUUAAAUACAAAACGCCAGCAUCAGGAGUGAAAAUCUGUGCUCAGCGAGGCAUGCUGUCCAUAUUCUCUUUCUUAACGCGGAAAAUUUCAGGAUCUAAACAUGGAAUCGGAAAAGAGGAUGAGCAAGGUUUAUCACUGCUUCAUCAUGCAGCCAUGCACAACCGCCCACAGAUCAUUAGCCGUCUGCUGCUGAGCUCUGUCAAUGUUAAUGUCUGUCGCAACAAUUAUUUGGCUGGGGGUCCUACAGCUUUGCAUGUCGCAGCUCGAUGUGGCAGUUUGGACGCUGUUUCCUGUCUGCUGGCCAACCAUGCUAAUAUUAUUGCUCUUGAUCAAGAAGGCUGGGCUCCAAUCCAUUACGCUGCCUUCUUUGACCACCAGAUUAUAGUGAGACUGUUGGUGCGGAAGAGCCCAGAUCUUUUGGAUCUGCAGACUAAAAAUGAGUUUCAUUCCACGCCCUUGCUUCUGGCAGCUACGUCUGGUGCCCUGUCUGUCGUCAGGUGUUUGAUUGAACUGAAGGCAGAAAUCAGAAUGAAGGACUCCAAGCUAAACAGUCUAGUUUCUCUGGCCACACUCCAUUUUCACACGAAUGUGCUGGGUUAUCUCACUAAACUAAACCAUCCAGAUAUUCCUGUAUGGGACAUUUUAGUGGAAAUGCUGUCAGAUGAGGAAGAAGCUAAACGAGACAGUGCUGUCAAAUGUUUGGAUGUACUGUCGACAUCAGAACCCUAUAACUGGAAGCAUAUUCUGAAAGCAGGUGCAAUACCAUCUUUAGUGAAACUAUUGAAAUCAGAGAAUGAGAUCAUGCAGUCUGUGACAGCUUCGGUCAUAUGCAACAUCUCAGAGAACAAACCUGUCAAGCUGGCUUUGACUCAAGCAGAGGCUGUGCCAUAUAUUGUUUCUCUACUACGAUCUUCAUUAGAUGACCUACAGUCGCGGGCUUCCAUCAUCAUCGCUGAUCUAGCAACUGUGGAGGGAAACCAGACUGUGAUUGCUGAGUGUGGAGCUAUCCCCCUGCUUGUUCAUCUGCUGGAGUCAGAAAUGGAAGAUGUUCUUCUGAACGCAGUGAAUGCCAUCAGAGUUUUAUGCCUGGGCCAUACAGAAAAUCAAAAUGCUGUUGCAGGAGCUGGUGGUUUGCAACCACUGAUAGAGUUUUUAGAUGUGUUGUCAAGUGACCUCAAGGCAGGAGCUGCUUCAGCCUUGGCUGCUGCCGUCCAGAAAAAUACAGAAAAUCAGACUAGAGCUCUUCUGUUUGGUGCGGCUAAGCCUCUGGUUGAUGUUUUAAAGAGCAGUCGGUCCGUGACCACACAAGUGAAGGCAGCAAAUGCACUAGAAGCCCUGGCAACCAACAACAUACAGUGUCAGAACUGUUUCCUGGACCUAGACGCUCCAAAAGCCCUCAUACGGUUACUUAAAAAUCAGCAUGUGGAGGUUCGUGAACAAGGGGCCUGCUCUCUGUGGGCGCUGGCUGGCAAUAAAAGAACACAACAGAGAUACAUCGCUGAACGAACCACAGUGUCUCACAUUAUGCAGAUGUUAUUGGAACCAUCAGAAAAGUUGCUAUUUGUUGGGUGCAUGAUGGCAAUUGCUUUUGGUACAGAAAACAUGGCCAAUCAGAACAAGCUUGCAGCAGCAGAUGCUUUCUCACAGCUUGUACGACUUUUACGUUCUUCGAAAACUCCCCAUAAAAUUCUUCAUAUGGUAGUCAAGGUAGUAGGGAUUUUGUGUUUAGGUGUAGCUUACAAAAACAACAUGGUCACCCAACUGAAAAUUGCAGAGGAAGGAGGUCUGACUGUUCUAGUGCACCUGCUGGAGAAUGCUCCGUCCAAAGAGAUUCAAGUGGAGGUUGCUAUCACUCUGGCCUGUGUCACUCUCAGCUGCAAGGAGAAUCAAGAAAAACUGGCAGAGGAACCACUUUUCUCAUUUGAUACUCUACUGUCUUUGCUCAGAUUGAAAGAUAUGGAAAUUCAGCUGAGGGCAGGCAUGGCCUUGACCUUGUUUGCCUUCAAUAACACGCCUCAACAGUACCACAUGCGAGAAGCAGGAGGAAUCAAGUUCAGUCUGUUCCAAACAUUUAUUGAAUCACCGGAUGAAUUCUACCAGUGCUACGGUGCUUUUCAGGCUAUUGUGCUGUCUCGAGUUAUUAUCGACAAGGAUCAAGUAUCCCUUACAGCUCAAGGCAUAGAAAUUUUGAUUGCAAAAAUAUCAUCUGAGGAUAGAGUAGCUGCCCUUGCCUGCAGUCUUCUUGCCUCUUUGGCACAUAUGCGUGCCGGGCUGUCUGAUGCUAUGGUCAGUGCAGGAGUACUGGAUCUGUUAGUGAGAAACGUCAACUCAGAAAAUGAACUGGUAAGAAGUUCUGCAGCCAUUACUUUGGGAUAUUUGACCUUCAACAGAACAGCAUUUCGUCUGUUAUUUUCCAUUUGCCGAAAUACGCCCGAUCUGUACCAUAAAAUAAUGAAUAACAUUGGUGGAGAGCCUCGCAUAAAUCCCAUUUUCAUUGCUGACUUUAAGAGGGCAAUGAUUGUAGGCUUGCCAUGUCAGUUUGUCAAAUAUGCUGACAGCAGUUUGGCCGGAAAACGCAGAAAACGUACUGGGUCAGGUAAACAGUAUGACCGGCGUGUACGUCCCAUGAGUGAAGCCGGGUCUACAAAUGCCAGUCUGCGGAUGCAAGACCGAGCAGUUACUCUUCCAAACAUUAAAAUCAACAAAUUUGAACAG
This is a messenger RNA of Candidula unifasciata, 4182 nucleotides long. The record is from the annotation of a GenBank genome assembly. NCBI's taxonomy places the organism in Eukaryota, Metazoa, Mollusca, Gastropoda, Stylommatophora, Geomitridae.